UCAAUUCUUGUGUUUGCUGUUUGUCUUUCAGGGACGGGAGCUGAUGUGGACGCCUAUGUGCUCCACACAAACUACGAUGAAUACGCUGUCAUGAUUAUGAUCAAGAUUAGGGUCACGGGUGAAAGGAUAACUACACUCAGGCUUUACAGUCGAACCAUGACUGUGAGGCCCACUGUGCUGGAAGACUUUAAAACACUGGUCAAAGAGCAGCAACUGGGUGAAGACAACAUCAUCAUCAAAGAAGACAAAGGUAUAUGUGUUCCUGGAAAGCCGGUCACAGAGCCAGAAUCCCAACAAAACCCUCAGAGGGGGAGGAGACCGGUGGUGCCCUCUUUGUCUCCAGCAGACUUGGAAGCUUUUGAGGAUGAGGCUUCCUCUCUGUUCAAUGAUACUGGGGUGUGUGCACAAGCUCCAGAUUCUGGGCUGUGUUUCGGGUAUUUUGAGCGUUAUUUCUACAACUUCAGAAAGGGGAGGUGUGAGAUCUUCAUCUACGGAGGCUGCCUUGGCAACCAGAACAACUUCUUAACUGAAAAAGAGUGUCUGCAGAGAUGUCUCCCAUACUGAAAAAAACAAAAAAAGAUCUGUUGGGUUUAAAAUUCUGGACAUUGAUUGCUCA
Molecule: messenger RNA, 616 nt
Organism: Oryzias latipes (Japanese medaka)
Lineage: Eukaryota; Metazoa; Chordata; Actinopteri; Beloniformes; Adrianichthyidae
Source: RefSeq, a predicted model, not a curated record